Molecule: messenger RNA, 4018 nt
Organism: Hyaloscypha bicolor E
Lineage: Eukaryota; Fungi; Ascomycota; Leotiomycetes; Helotiales; Hyaloscyphaceae
Product: Pet127-domain-containing protein
Exons: 1
Coding region: 39-3794 (1251 amino acids)
Biological process (GO): mitochondrial RNA 5'-end processing
Cellular component (GO): mitochondrion; mitochondrial envelope
Source: RefSeq, a predicted model, not a curated record
CGCGGAAACUCCACGAGCCUCCACGCCUGCCAAGUCCUAUGUUCGCGACAUUAUCCCGCAGGAGCUCGAGAGCCAGGAAAGCUUACAUAUGUUCAUCAUGUCUGCACAAUGCCCUCACGCAUGCUCCUCCCGGCCCCCUUCAAGCAGGUGGAGCUGAUCGCGCGCGGCGAGUUUUGUCCUUCUAUUCCACUUCCACUUCCAGCGAUGCCCAACCCCCCAACGAGGCCAUCGAGCCUGCCGAAACUCCGAAGACGGAAGCUGCUGAAGAUGGAAAGGCUGCCGCCGUUGCAGAUAGUGCCGAGGGGCAGAGGCUGGGGAAAGGAAAGAAGCCCAAGGGGCGAAGGCUAUCGAACUCGGAGAGCGCAUUGAAAGGCUUGAGACAGUCGUUGGCGUUGGCUGUAGAGCAAGAAGUUGUCCUCAGCCGCAGAGACCGGGUUGCGCAGACGGUAAAGGGGAAUGCUGCUGCUGUUCGAACAUCGAGGGUGGCACGAAGGCUGGAACUUGCGCAGAUGGUGAAGGGAAAGGAGAAGAAAGCUGCUGAGACUGGUGAGGCCAAGAAGGAUACUGUCAAGGCGCCGAAGACCAAGAAGGCCACUUCCAAGACAUCAAAGGCCAAGAAGCAGAGCGAUGAAAAAAAAACUGAGGGGUUGUCUUCGCUGGUUCGACAGUUGGCCGUAAGGGAGGCAAGGCCCUGUUUUCGAAGCGUAGUCGGUCAUAAGUCCACGGAUAUGACAGAGAAGGGCGAGGAGAAACCUUCCACAGGGGACCAGGAAGCCCAGGGUGUUGUCGGGAACGCUGAUAAGAAGACGACCGUCCUUUGUCUUAGGACGCGUACAGACCCGACAAAUCCAGAUUCUUCUGCAGUUCCCGCCUUCUUAGCAAAAUACCCAGAGAUUGAGAAGAAGGUUCGAGAGUUCCAAGAGUACGCCUCAACAACCCAAGCGGAGGAUAUUCCGGGGGGGCCAAGUGAGAACUUACUCAAAAGGAGAUUAUCAACGAGAAGGAGGACACUGUUCAAAUUGAUUAAGACUGGGCGACUGUCACGAGAGGAGAAACAAGUUCUCAGGAAGCUGCUGAGACCUUCUAUUAGCACCAGAGCCUCUCAUGCUUUACUCAACCUGACGACAGUGGAAACCCCCUCGGCUGCUGUUGCCAAACGUAAGAGUACGACACUCGUAGCAGCCCCUUCAGCUGCGCCUGUCAGGGGACGCGUGAGACCAACAACGGAAGCACCAAUACAGAGCGAGAAGCCCGGCCCCAUAUCAGCGGCAAGAGGAACCACUAAACAUGAAAUCGAGACAAUCAAGGCGAACGAGCUCCAGCUCGUGCCCAUUGACAAGGAGCCACUCGAGGUUCCAAGCUUGGCUUAUGGCCUGGAAAGAGUCCUGUUCAACCCUGGAGUCUAUCACCUCCAAGAUCCUCGAUCUCGAGUAUUCAAUUUCGAUCCUUAUUUGCAGACUAUUAUGCCCGUCAGCGAAUUUGACUUCAACGCUUUGAAGCAGUAUAUCACUUCUUCUCGCGACAAGACGCUUCUCUCAAAGGCCAAGGAAGAGGAGAAGAAGUAUACCGGAUCGACGUCCAGCAUGACAGCUGCGCUAGGGCAUUUCCAUUUUCUGCUGUCCCAGUGGCGGCCAAUCACCACUGGUAUUCUAUCACAAAUGUUCCCUGUUGAGUUCAACACAUUUACCGCCCUGCAGCGUGGUCCAGUUGCAGUAUUCUUACGUUGGAGAGAUGGGACUUAUGCCAUCGAUGCUGACAAGGAGUACGACGACUCCAACAUCCUGAUGAUGCUCGGCAAAUCGAUGGAGAAACUUCUCACUCUGUCAACCGACGACUUUGAGAAGUAUCGGAAGGCAAACUCGGACCAGAUUUCGGAAGAGCAACGGAACGAAUCCGAGCCAUUUCACUACACGACUAUGGGAGACUUUCUACUGAGAUCCCAGUUAGAUGCUCAUGAUCCUAGACUGCCGGGCACUGGUAUGUUCGAUCUCAAAACCAGAGCCGUGAUCUCUGUCCGCAUGGACACCUCCGCUUUUGAAGAAGGGAGAGGGUACCAGAUCCGCGGCCGUCACGGUGAAUGGGAGUCUUUCGAGCGGGAGUACUACGACAUGAUCCGCUCUGCUUUUCUGAAGUAUUCGCUCCAGGUCAGAAUGGGCCGUAUGGACGGCAUAUUCGUCGCCUUCCAUAACACCGAGCGGAUUUUCGGCUUCCAGUACAUCAGUCUCCCAGAAAUGGACUACGCGCUGCAUGGCACGGACAACACUGCAAUCGGAGAUUCCGAGUUCAAGCUGAGCUUGGAGUUACUGAAUCGUGUGCUUGAUCGAGCGACUGCUAAGUUCCCAAAGCAGUCGCUUCGUCUGCACUUUGAGACGAGAGAUAGCGCGACGCCGUUUAUGUACAUUUUCGCUGAGCCGGUUGCUGAGAAGGACGUCGAGAGGAUUCAGGCGACGAAUAAGCUGAAGAUUGAGGAGUUUGAGAGGGAGGUACUUGGAGUUACUACUUCGAAGUUGACGGAGGAGCAGAAGGAGGCUGAAUGGGCGAAACUGAGGGCAAAGGUCGAGGAGGAGAUGCAGCAGGAUGAGCUUGGUAUUGAGAAUGCGGAGGAGGCAAAGAUGCAGUCUGGGUUGGAUGAGUUGGUCAUGCAAGAGCAGUAUAAGGCGGAGGAAUUGCUGGCUACGACUACUUUUGAAGAUGGGGAGGAGAAUGAGGAAGAUGAUGAGGAAGAUGAGGUGCUGAUUGAACAAUUGGAAGACGGCGACGAGGAAACUCUUGAAGAGGAAGAGGGGCAAGACGAGGAAAUCCUAGAGGAAGACGAGGGUCACGAUGAACAAAGCGAAGGGGCUGUAGUUGAAGAUGGAGAUGAGAAUCUGGAAGGCAACGACCUUGACGAGCAGACUAUUAUUGACGAAACCCUCGCAGAUGAUGCGGCGGAGUCGGAUGAAAGUCUCGAAGAACAGGACCUCGAGGAGCAAGAUACAGCAGAAAAAAACCUGUUAGAUGAUCUCCAAGAGACGGAAGAGUCGGAAAGUUUACAGGAACGGGAUGUUGAAGAGCAAACCUUAGCCGAAGAGAUCGUAGCUCAAGAUCUCGAGGAAGCGGACUGGCUCAAAAUCAUUGGCGACGAAGAAGAAACUCUUGCCGAUGAAGAGAGCAACAGAGCUGACCCAGAGCCACCUAACAUCAAUAACGACAUUGCCAAACUCACAGCAGCAGGAACGUUGAGCGGCUCCACAAUUAAAGAGGCUGUAAAAGCAGCAUACGCUAAACGCAAAGCCCACCAAGCCAAGAAGAGAGGCAAUAAAGCCAAGACAAGCAAUAAAGCCAAGAAGACAAGCAAUAAAGCCAAGAAGACAAGCAAUAAAGCCAGUGAAUCCACAGACGGGGAAGCCACCGAGGCCACGAAAAAUCCCCUCCUCGCCAUGACGCUCGUGAUCCGCAACAAGGUCAACAACAAGUACGUCAAGCGCCCGGAAUCUCUCGAAGGCCACGAGAAGUGGGACGUCGAGUACGCUUUAUCUGAAGUCGAGAAACUCGAGAGCGCGCAUAAAUUGUACGAGAUGACGAAGGCGAGGAGAUUUAAAGCAUUGACGAAGAGUUUGGAUCUGAGUGCCAAGAAUGCGUGGAAUAAUACUUUUAUUGAGAGUAUUAAGAAGAUGAAUGAGAAGGGACGCGUGUGGAGGGACAAGCAGGAUAAGAUUGAGAAGCGGCUGCCCGUUAAGACUUUGGGGGUUAAGGGGGGGAAGGAGAUGAGGGCGAAGGAUAGGGAUGUCUGGCAUCAGGGGAAGGAGGAGUGAGCUUCAUGUGGAUGGGAAUUUUCUUUGUGAUUGAUUGCAUAGGGUGGCGGGUGUAAAAUAGGUGGCAUAAUGGGCAUUGUGUUAUGAUUAAAAUGGCGAUUGGUCAGAUUUGGAACAAAGGUGUGUAAAAUAAAGAAGUAAUGUACAAAAGACUCAUCACUCAUAAUCUGAUAAUCCUAUCGUGUGUAUAUAUGUUCCGUGUAGGUGCCAGCAACGUAUUGGGC